This is a messenger RNA of Drosophila nasuta, 1651 nucleotides long. Its product is annotated as kinesin-associated protein 3-like. Gene Ontology annotation, cellular component: kinesin II complex; axoneme; ciliary transition zone. NCBI's taxonomy places the organism in Eukaryota, Metazoa, Arthropoda, Insecta, Diptera, Drosophilidae. Gene Ontology annotation, biological process: cilium organization; microtubule-based movement. Gene Ontology annotation, molecular function: kinesin binding. The record is from RefSeq and is a predicted model, not a curated record. The transcript is spliced from 3 exons.
ACUCAAGAGUAUAUGACUGACUAUGAAUUUGCACCAGUUGCACGAAUCUCAAGUUUCAGAUUUCUGUUAGCUCUUUCAAAUCAAUAUGAUUUACUUGUCCAUCGGUCAAAAUGCGUAGAAAGAAUAUUGUUAAAAUGCUUGUGAAAGCACUGGAUCGCCAGAAUAUUGAUCUGCUUAUGCUCGCCAGCACAUUUCUCAAGAAAUUGUGUAUUGUGGGCGAUAACAAAGAUGAGAUGUCCAAUUUAAACAUUGUCGCCAAGCUACCUCGCCUCUUUCAAAAUGCGCAUACGGAUCUCAUUCAGGUCACACUCAAGCUAGUCUUCAAUCUGUCAUUUGAUGGUGGGAUUCGCAGGGAAAUGAUUGCAGCUGGUUAUUUGCCCAUGCUUAUCAAGUUCAUCAACGAUGAGAAGCAUCACGCAACUGCAGUCAAAAUACUUUAUCAUAUGAGUCUCGAUGACAAAGUGAAAUCAAUGUUUACCCACACGGAGUGUGUACAAAUGGCCACUGAUGCCAUCAUACUGAAUCUCAACGUAAAGGUGGAUCCCGAUCUUAUAGCGCUGUGCAUUAAUUUGUCACUCAACCAUCGCAAUGCGCAGAUUAUGGUCGAAGGUAAACGACUACACAGUCUCAUGGAUCGUGCCUUUAAGUAUCAAGAUGCUCUUCUCAUGAAAUUGUUGCGAAUUCUUUCGCAACACGAGUCGCUGCAACUGCUGUACAUCGAUUACGUGGGAGAUUUAGCCUGGAUUUUAACCAUAUGUGACAAUGAAUCUUUUAUUGUCGAGUGCUUGGGAAUAUUGGGAAAUCUUGCGCUUACUGACCUCGAUUAUUCGCAAAUCCUACACAACUUUCAAUUAAUUUCAUGGAUACGUUAAUUACUAGUUCCCUGUGCCAGAAUGGAUGAUCUGGUGCUCGAUACCAUUGUUUAUCUGGGCACUUGUGCUUGCGACGAGCUUUGUGCGCUAUUAUUCUGUCGAGCUAAGGUCGUUCUAUCGCUAAUAGAGCUGCUAAAAGCCAAGCAGGAGAAUGAUGAGAUUGUGUUGCAGAUCAUUUUCGUAUUUCAACAGAUACUUCAACAUGAAAGCACUCGCGAGUAUAUGAUUAAGGAGACUGAGUCGCCGGCCUAUCUAAUCGAUCUCAUGCACGACAAGAACGAAGCAAUCCGAAAUGUAUGCGAUUAUUGUCUGGAUAUUAUAGCCAUCAGCAAUAGUGAAUGGGCUAAGCGAAUGAAACUGGAAAAAUUCCGUAAUCAUAACUCACAAUGGCUCUGCAUGGUGGAGUCGCAACAGGAUCGUGAAACAGAGCAGGACUUUUUGGAAAAUAACGAUGAUGAUAAUGAUUUGGACACGUAUUUGCGAUCCGAGUACCUAAAUAAUUGCGACCUUUACAAUAGCUCCAACAUUAACGAGCGCGAUAAUGACACAAACAGUACCAAUAGUAAUAAUCCAGGCAGUCCAUCUUAUAGCAGGCCAAUCAGCACCUACCGACGAAGCCAGGAUCUUGACGAAUUAUACAAUAUGACCUCAAGCUCGAAGUCACAAGGUUCCAACCAAGGCGUCAAUGAAAGUAAUUACAAUAUGUUUAAACCGCAAGAUGGUGAUGACAUGAAUGAAGAGCUGGCAUAGUUAAGAUAUUGAAUAAAUUAUGUAAAUUA